This is a messenger RNA of Capsicum annuum, 594 nucleotides long. RefSeq lists its product as uncharacterized. The record is from RefSeq and is a predicted model, not a curated record. Gene Ontology annotation, molecular function: nucleic acid binding; zinc ion binding. Bases 1 to 594 code for a protein of 197 amino acids. NCBI's taxonomy places the organism in Eukaryota, Viridiplantae, Streptophyta, Magnoliopsida, Solanales, Solanaceae. The transcript has 2 exons.
AUGGGUCCUCCGACUUUUACUGGAGUAAAGAUGGAGGAAGACCCACAGGGCUUUCUUGAUGAGAUCGGGAAGAUAUUUUGGGUAAUGAGGGCUACUAAUAUGGAAGGAGUAAACUUUCCAGCUUAUCAGCUUAAAGAGGUUUCUUACCAAUGGUGUGAGGAAUGGGACAGAGAUAAGGGUGAUAUAGAAGAGGAUGGUUUGUGGGAGGCCUUGUUUGAUUCCUUCAUGAAUCGGUUCUUUCCUAAAGUGUUGAGGGAAUCUAAGAUGGAAGAGUUUAUAAACCUCAGCCAAGGGAUAAUGUUUGUAAAGGAGUAUGUUUGGAAGUUCCAUCAGUUUUUAAGGUAUGCUUCUGGUUUGUUUUACGGUCAUCCUCAUUGGGGAUUCUAUAAGGAAGGUAAGGAUAAUUGCUUUAAGUGUGGCCAAGUAGGUCAUUGGGUCAGGGAUUAUCCAUCUAACAAGGUUGCUACGGGGGCGAAUAAGAUUCUGGUGGCUUCAUCUUCUGUUCCUACACCCAGUGGUGUGGCAUCUACUUUUGUUACUUCUUCUAGUUACAAUGCUAGUCGGAAUAGGUUGUAUUCUUUGGAAUUCCAUUAG